GGCUCAUUCGUUGUCCGCUUUCAGACGACGGCGGUCCUGUCUACGCUAUAAAAAGAGAAGCAUCCAAAAAGAUGUGCAAAUUCACCAAUCGUCUGUUUGUCUUGUUCUUUCUGCAAUUUAUUGGCUUGGCCAUGGCAAAGCCAUCAAAAAUGCGUAGCUCUGCCAGCGAUUUGCUGGAGCUUUUGUACAACGAUUAUGGGGACUAUGGCUAUCAGCAAGAGGAGAUCCAUUAUGAUCAACGUCAGAAGGGCGAAGAAAAUCUGAAAUUACGUUUAGAUGGUUUCGUAAUUGGAAUGCCAUCGCAAGAUGAUUCCUCCUGGCUGGACAUACUUGCCGAUGAAUAUCUAACUAAUGCAUUCUCGAAGAAAACAGCUGCAGCAGACGCCGAGAAUUCUGUAGCGGACACAACCACAGCACAAGUAGUAAAUAUACCCGCUCCAAAAAAGGACAUCGAAAGCCGACAACACGCUAAUGAUGAAACCGCAAAUCCACCGCGAACGAAGACUCAUAUGCUUCAACUUUUGCAAAUGUUGCGACGCACACAGCCCUAAAAUAAAUUAUUAUUAUAAUUUCAAUUAUUAUGCAUACACAACAUUUACAAUAUAUACAAAUUUUAUCGAACCAAUCACAUACGGGACCUCAAUUAGUUUCAAAUUUAAAUUUGGCGCUUUCGAGGGCUGGCACAUAAUAUUUUGUUAACACUGUGCGCGAUAGAUAGUAACGAUAAAUGUGAAAUAUUAUCAAUACGCAUCACUUUGUCACGAUAGAUUCACGCACACAUAAAAUACUUGUACUGGUAUGGAAUAUCAGAUAACAAAUUCAUACAUUUUAAAAUACUCUAACAAUUUUGCAAAUCUAAGAUUACAAACAAGCAAUGAUUAAAUCAUUCACGACAUUUUAAAGGCAUAAAAUUUCUAAAACUGUCGUAGCAUUAUUUUAAAAUUAAAAAGAAUUGUUUUUAAUUUUACUGAUAAUAUUUACAGAUUUAAUUAGUAAUAUUUUAUAUGAUCAAAAUAACAGCACACAAGUUUAUUAUAAGAAAAAUCGAUGUAUUAAAAGAAUAUCGAUAUAUCGAUAAUACCAGCAAUGCUUCUUCACUUCAAUUGAGCCAGCUUUAAGCAUUACUUUUCAUUUUUUAACAAAAAUGUAUGUGUGCGUGCUACUAGAGUACAAAUAGAGCUAUUUCAGAGAAUGAUUUGCAGUAUUUUCGGACGAAGAGAAUAUUCAAGAACCUUCGUGUCCAUCAUUUAUCGACGAGCAGCUGCAGGUAUAAAAGCCGACGCUGCACCAACUGCGGUUCGUCAAUACAAAACGAAGAACGAAGAACAUCGAGUGCGACGCAAUUAAUUCCAUCACACAAAUAACAACAGAGAAUUCGUGUAACGAAAUAAAAUUGGUGUAACGAAAUAAAAUUACAAAUAAACAGUAGUUUUGAAAAGCAGUUUA
This is a messenger RNA of Drosophila nasuta, 1446 nucleotides long. RefSeq lists its product as uncharacterized. The transcript has 2 exons. Bases 72 to 551 code for a protein of 159 amino acids. Lineage: Eukaryota; Metazoa; Arthropoda; Insecta; Diptera; Drosophilidae. The record is from RefSeq and is a predicted model, not a curated record.